This is a messenger RNA of Drosophila rhopaloa, 1206 nucleotides long. RefSeq lists its product as uncharacterized. Bases 1 to 1206 code for a protein of 401 amino acids. The record is from RefSeq and is a predicted model, not a curated record. NCBI's taxonomy places the organism in Eukaryota, Metazoa, Arthropoda, Insecta, Diptera, Drosophilidae. The transcript is spliced from 4 exons.
AUGCCGAGCCAUCUAGUUGCCAGUUGCCUUCUGUUGGCUUUGGGCCUGAACAUGAGCCUGGCGGCCAUUCACAAGCGCAGUGGGGCCAAUGCCAAUUCGCUGGGAGUGGAUGUAAAUCCUGCCAGCAAGCCGGUGGCAAAUCCUGCGGCCAGUGUGGAGAACACGGACCUGCUGGAUAAACUGAGCUGGAAGUGCGCCAACAACGCGAGUUGCCUGUACGGCGUGGCCAACGGCAUUAUGGCCUCCUAUCGGCGCGGCGAGACCCUCAAACUGGGCCUCUUCGACCUGGUCAAGUUGCCCGAACUGGAUGCCUCGCACAAGCGCAAGUGGGGCACUGGCCGCGGAAUCUCCAGCUUCAUGGACUUCGUCACGGGGAACGCCAUCAGGGUGCCCGUGGGGCCCAUGGUGUUCAGUGUCCAACGGGCCGAGGACGACAGCGAGUACAUCGAGGUGGCCCUGCUGAAGAAGGCCUCCAGCGGAACAGGCCGCCUGCAGGGCAACGGAGGUGGAGGAGGACUUCUGGGCGGAGGAGGUGGCUUGGGAGGAAACGGUGGCGGGGGAGGCGGAUUGAUGGGCGGCGGAGGCGGCGACAACGGAGGCGGAGGCGGCCUUCUGGGCGGACGGAGGCGACACCAGCACCAGGACAAGAAGCAGUUCCAGAUGUUCAUCCCCAUGUACCUGGCGGCCACAACAUUUGGCUGGACGAUGGUGGCCGCCAAGGCGGUCGGGCUGCUUACCCUCAAGGCACUGAUCCUGUCCAAAAUCGCCUUCGUGGUGGCCGCCAUUGUCCUGAUCAAGAAGCUCAUGGACAACGCCAGCGAAAAGAUGAUGUACCAGUUUCCGGAGCAGACCCCCUACAUGAUGCCGUACGGCAUGGACUACCCGCUGCAUGGUGCUGAGAUGUCCCCUGAGAUGUACCCGGGCUCGCUGCAUCACCUGGCGAUGGCGGGUGGCGGCCAGCUGCCGGGUCAUCCAGGACAUCCGGGCCUGGAGAGCCUGAGCGCCGAGAGCCACCUGCACUCCGCCCAGGUGUCCGGCGACGGCAGCAACAACACGCAGGUGCUGGCCGCCCUGGGCGGACUCGGCGGCCUGGGACACAAGAUCAAACGUGAGGACUCCUGGAUGGCGAAGAGUAAGACCACUCCAGCCCGACGACCUCUGAUCUACAACUACGUGCAGCCCCACAUGCCGUACUACCGCUCCUGA